GUCAUAAACUGUGUGGUUGAGCAGCACGUCGUCAUCCUACUGUGCCGCUCCGUGGUACGAAUAUUGUUUCAAUGGUCACGGCUGACAUCCCGGCGCAAGGGACUUCUGAAUCUCUCAAUUCACGUCUGUAGUGGCUGUGCUACAGGAAUAACAGGGGUUGUUUCUAUUUUGUUUUGAAUUGCACUCUAUAUUUUGAGUUGGUGAUAAGAAGUGGAUUGGGAAACUGUGUUACUGUGCGCCUAUGGAUAUAGCAGUCGCUUUCAACAUCAGACCACUAAGACCAUCCGGGCUAUGACCUUUUCUUUGGAAGUGAAAUCAGACGGAGCCGUCAAGCCACUGAACCCCAUCAUUUGCUCUCUGUGUUAUUUCUACUGCACGUAGCAUAUAUCGUUUUUUCGUUUAUAUUCUUAUUGCAAUUAUAUCAUGGAAGAGGACAACGUGUUAUCCGAUUUUAAGGACAUUGAGAAAAAGUUGGGUCGCAAUGUUCCUGAAAGUCUCAUUCGUUCCCUAGCGGGAGGACAUCAUCAUCACGACAAACAUGAGGAUAGAAAACCGGCGACACCGAAGAACCGCUCAAACUCUUCUGACUUAAAACGACUGGAGAGCAAGAUAUUAUUUUUGAAACAGGAAAUGGCCCACCUCCGUGCAAUCGAUGUCAAGCUGAUGCAGCAGCUGAUGUCAAUCAACGAGGGCAUCGAAUCCAUCAAAUGGGUGAUGGCGGACAAGGGGGGCCUAGCCAGUCGUGAAAGCAGCCUGACCGGCAGCCUGUACAGCCUAACGGACAGCGAGGACGACACCUCUCCACGCGGCAGCUUCACCAGUCUGCAUGACGGAAACAGUGACGGAUUGGAUGGGAUAUCCGUGGGCAGCUAUCUGGAUACGUUGGAGGAGUUAGCCGAGGACCUUCCAGACCACCCUUCUCCAACGGAUCUUAAUCUCUUCUCAGAUAUACCCAUCAUAGAGAACAAGACUUUCAGCAAGCCACCCAUGCAAGUCAGAGUGGAUUCCGAUGAGUACUAUUGCUUUGGAUAGUGCUAUCAAUAGUGCCAUCAAGCGUUAUCAAUGAGUUGGCAUGGUAAUAGUUCAUUACAAAUGUUUCAUACGUUGUCUUGUUCAUUGAGCUCGCUGUGGGAAAUAUAGCACAUGGAUGUUUCCCUUGAUGAUCUGUUAUUUUCCUGCUGCUAAGUAUUCUACAGUGACAUUUAAGUUGACCUUUAUUUAAUAGGCAAGUCAGUUAAGAACAAAUUCUUAUUUACAAUGACGGCCUACCGGGGGGAACUGCCUUGUUCAGGAAUUUGUUCAACGCUCUAACCACUAGGCUACCUGCCGCCCCUUGUAAAACCAUUUAAGUUGGUUUACAAGGGGCAAAUACUCAGUUGUGCUAGUUUGUAUCAUAAAACCAAAUUCUUUUUUUGUCUUUGAUGCAUUUCCUCCUCACUAAACUUUAGCCACUUGUCGCCAGUUCGGAAGAGAUUUAAACAUCAUUGAGAAUUCAACAAAGGUGCAAUUUAUCUGCCCCCAACAAUAUGAACUACAACCACAAUCAACAGGUCUGAAACAAACAUUUUUUUUUAAAUAAAGUAGUGCACUCUCAUCCUCAUCAUCUUUGGUGUUGCGUUCAAGUGCUCUUACCAAGACCCUCCCCUUGAAUGCUCCAGAAGCGUUGAGGCGACUCUUUUGUUGUUUGUUUUGUUGUUAGAACAGCACGACUGAAUUGGCAAAAAUGUGAUGUGUUUUUCACAAAAUGUUCAUUCAGUGCACUCUGACUGUACUCCAAAGAGUCUGAUACCUCGGUAUCUAAGUAAAAAAGAGACUAUGUCUUUGGUUAGCCGCUCAUCCAUCUGAACUAAGUUAAUGUAGUAGAUAAGGAAUUUGUGGUCAUUUGGAGCAUUAGUGGUUCCGUGCGGAGACAUCGACUGGACUGGUUUAGUGCGGCAGAAAUACCGUUUUCCCUCAAAUAGAGGCUGUAUCAUUCAAGUGCAAUUUGUGAACAUGCCAAAUCACUGUAUUUUAGCUCAUAUACUAAAUAUGGAAGCUAGUAAAAUGAAAAUGAAACAUACAUUUUUACAGUUAUAUGCUUACAUAUUUAACAUUGGACAGAUACAUUGUUCUUGCUGGCUUUUUUAUUUAGACAGAUGGCAGUCGAAUUGCCAUGCCAACAAGGUCAUUAUUUUACUCUUUUUGUUUUGUUUUACCACAAGAGAUGAAUUGCAAACCAUUUACAAAGUGGAAUUCUUGACAUUCACAACACUCAGUUAAUUUAAUAACUAGAUAGUAUUUGUCGAUCACAGUUUAUAACUUACUGUUGAACCAGUCAACUAGUUAAAUGACUGGUAACUAACAAAAUUCAAGUACAAAAGUAAUGCCAUUUAUUUCUGUACAAAGAUGAUGUAGCUUUAAGCUCCACUUUCUGUGUCGAUUCACAUUACCUGUGAGUAUUGUUUCAUGUUGCUUUACUUUUUAACGCUGUAAUUUAUUGUUUUUAUUGGUGUUGUUGAAAGGUUUUUUGGGGAAAAUAAUAAAUAAUAUAUUGUGAUGGUC
This is a messenger RNA of Oncorhynchus mykiss (rainbow trout), 2541 nucleotides long. Its product is annotated as leucine rich adaptor protein 1-like. The record is from RefSeq and is a predicted model, not a curated record. Gene Ontology annotation, biological process: positive regulation of canonical NF-kappaB signal transduction. NCBI's taxonomy places the organism in Eukaryota, Metazoa, Chordata, Actinopteri, Salmoniformes, Salmonidae.